CAUGUUCUGUGUCGCGGAGAGACCAUACACAUUUUAAGGAGGGGAUUGAUUAUUUUUUUCUCUGCUGAAAGUGCCUGUUAAAGUAUCGAAUCGAAUCAAUCUAACUAUCUUGUUCCCCACGAUAUAUCGGGCGGGCAGAGCGCUUUCAUCAGAGACUUUGUUUCACGUCAUAGCCUAGCCUACAGUAACCUACAGUAUAUCCGGAUCGCAGAAAAGGGUAUCCAGCUAUCCAGAGGAAAACGCGCGUGCAAGGUAUAACAGAAAGUGGAUUGUAGAGUGAUAGCCAAACUGGAUGGUAUUCUGGCAUGAGCUGGAAGCUUGGCCUCUCUGAUCAGCUCAUGCCCCAUUCAACCAAGCUAUGGGUCAGAGGGCCUCCUCCCCGGGCAGUGCAGUCUUGGUGGAUAAGUACAGCACCAACCCCAUGCAAGCUUUCACCCACUACAACAAGAGCCGCUUCCAGCUGCCACAUCUCAAGUUGGUGGAGCCCACCCCUUACGAUGCCCCCAAGCCUGCAGGUCACACUCGUUUCGUUUGCAUCUCGGACACACACUCAAGGACAGAUGGCAUCCAGAUGCCGUACGGUGACGUCCUGCUCCACACGGGUGACUUCACAGAGCUGGGCCUGCCAUCCGAGGUGAAGAAGUUUAAUGACUGGCUAGGUAGUUUACCUUAUGAGACCAAGGUCGUCAUCGCUGGGAACCAUGAGCUGACCUUUGAUAAGGACUUUAUGAUGAAGAUGACCAUGCAGAAUGAUGUACGCUUAACAAAGUUGAAGCUUGAGGACUGUGAAAAUGUUGAGUCCCUGCUCACAAACUGUAUUUACCUCCAAGACUCAGAAAUCACUGUCAAGGGAUUCAGGAUAUAUGGUACACCUUGGACCCCCUGGUUUUGCAACUGGGGCUUUAACUUACCUCGUGGUCAGGCUCUGCUGGACAAGUGGAACCAGAUCCCCAAAGACAUCGACAUCCUCAUGACACAUGGCCCACCCCUGGGCUUUGGGGACUCUAUCCACAUAGCUAAGGAGAGGGUAGGCUGCGUGGACCUUCUCAACACAGUCCAGAAGAGAGUUCGUCCCAAGCUGCAUGCUUUCGGCCACAUCCAUGAGGCAUAUGGUAUCAUGACGGAUGGCUACACAACGUUUAUCAACUCCUCUAUCUGCACACUCAUGUAUAAGCCCACCAACCCCCCUGUUGUGUUUGACCUUCCCAGCCCACAAAACACCUGAGACGCCACCGCCCGGUCUUUGCCCAAACUCAUCCGAAAAUAAUUCACACAGAACCUUGUUCUGGCAGUUGACCAGUAAAACUCAAAAUGGAAACCAUCGUUAAGUUUGCUGAUGAUACAGUAGUCCUGGCCUGGGCCUCAUCUCUAACAACAAUGAGACUGCCUUUUUGGAGGAGGUGAAGAAGCUGACUGCCUGGUGUCAGGCAAACUGUCUCCAGCUGAAUGUCAACAAAACCAAAGAGCUAAUUGUGGACCACAGAAUGAGGCAACAACAGCAGUUUGUUUCUUAGUCACCAUGAAGUAACAUUUUUCACAAGAACUGUUGAAAUGUCAAUGAGUAGCUACUACUUUGCAGAUCACCAUCAAGAAUCUGUUUUCUGGAGAUAAAAGCGCCGCGUUGUGCCACUAUCAGUGUUGGUCAAGUUACUUGGAAAAAGUAAUUAGUUACUGAUUACUGAUUACUUAUCCAAGAAAGUAAUCUAGUUACUUUACUGAUUACUUAUUUUCAAAAGUAAUUAGUUACUUUACUAGUUACUUUACAAAAACACACUAGCUAUACACAACCUGAAUACGCUUUUUUAUUCGUUUCAAUCUUAACCUUUUGUUGUGUAUA
Messenger RNA from Alosa alosa (allis shad), 1837 nucleotides. RefSeq names its product metallophosphoesterase MPPED2-like. Lineage: Eukaryota; Metazoa; Chordata; Actinopteri; Clupeiformes; Clupeidae. Gene Ontology annotation, molecular function: hydrolase activity. Bases 359 to 1225 code for a protein of 288 amino acids. The transcript is spliced from 7 exons. The record is from RefSeq and is a predicted model, not a curated record.